Messenger RNA from Phycodurus eques (leafy seadragon), 2127 nucleotides. It is a transcript of the gene cbx5, whose product is annotated as chromobox homolog 5 (HP1 alpha homolog, Drosophila). The transcript has 5 exons. Bases 247 to 840 code for a protein of 197 amino acids. The record is from RefSeq and is a predicted model, not a curated record. Gene Ontology annotation, cellular component: pericentric heterochromatin; nucleus. Gene Ontology annotation, molecular function: chromatin binding. Lineage: Eukaryota; Metazoa; Chordata; Actinopteri; Syngnathiformes; Syngnathidae. Gene Ontology annotation, biological process: chromatin organization; negative regulation of transcription by RNA polymerase II.
GGGCUGGGCGCAUAGCUGUAUUUAAUGUCCAUAUCGGUGGGAAUCUACCAUAAUUCCAGUAAUAUCUCAUGUGCAUGUUCUUUUUUAGUGCCGCAUUAAUCAUCAAGUUUCGACUGAUGAUAAUAAAUGGGCUACAAUGGUUGAAGGGACGAGGAGCUGACCGGAGAAUAUAGGUCACUACCUGAAAACUGCGCCUUCAAGUGAACAAUAGCGUCGUGUAAAGCUCCCUGCUCAACCAACUUUGCAAUGGGCAAAAAGUCUCGCGAAGACGACUCUUCAUCAUCGGAUGAAGAAGAGUAUGUUGUGGAGAAGGUGCUGGACAGGAGGGUGGUGAAAGGCAGAGUCGAGUUCUUUCUCAAGUGGAAGGGAUAUUCUGAAAAGCACAACACAUGGGAACCAGAGAAGAACCUGGACUGUCCAGAGCUCAUUUCGGAGUUCAUGAAGACUUACAAAAAAAGUGGGAGUUCUACUCCAAGUAGUGGAGGCAGCAAGUCCAGCACAGCCCCCUCCGGACGUGCAAAAGACUCCGGUAGCUCAAAGAAGAGGGGCUCGGAUGAUGAUGAGGAGGGUGGAAGCAAACCUAAAAAGAAAAAGGAGGAAGAAAUUCUAGUGGCCCGUGGCUUUGAGAAGGGCCUUGAGCCAGAGAAAAUCAUUGGAGCAACAGACUCGUGUGGUGAUUUGAUGUUCCUAAUGAAGUGGAAAGAUUCUGAUGAGGCCGAUCUUGUGCUCGCAAAGGACGCCAAUAUAAAGUGCCCGCAGAUCGUCAUCGCCUUCUACGAGGAACGCCUCACCUGGCACGAAGACAGCGACAAGAAGGAGAAGGACGCAGUGAGCGCAUGAGUGAGUUGGUCACCUCCAAAGGAAAGGAAAACUCCGCUACAGGGACAAGCUUGCGUCAGACAUUUUUACCCCCCCUAACCACAUCCCAUACUCUGUACAUUGUUCAACAAAGACGCUAAUACAGUGGACACAGACCCUCAGCCAAGACCCACUGCUCUCUUUAGACCAUCCUUUUUGUCACCAGGUGUAACACAAACAAACACAUCAUUGCAUUCUAAUGAGAAACUGCAGAAUCUGUCACCAUUGAUUGUGGUCUGCCACCUUGUGGCUGAAAAUGUCCAACUGCUUAGUUUCUAGACUCUUGAAAUCACUCAUGGUAAGCCUGCAGUUUUAAUUUUUAAUAUUAGUACUGAAAUCAUGAAAUUUUAAUUGGGUGGAUAAUUUGUUAUAUUUACUUGAAGCUCUAGAAUGUUUCCUGAUCAGGCACAUCCUGGCUUUGAUUAGCAAAUAUUUUUCAGUGCUUUCUGUCAUUUUAUCUGCACAGAUAAAAAUGUUUUUAUCCGAGAUGGGUGAGAAUUUUAAGUGGGUGUCUUGUGUUCCAAAAUAGUUUUUAGGGCCAAAUAUGUUUUUACUGAGCUUUAUUUUGCGUAGCAAUGAAGCAUACAAUAGUUAUGGUGUGACAGUCUUUUUUCAUAUUUUUUUUUUUAAAACAAAAAGUGAGACGUUCCUUUUGUGAUGUUACAACAAGGUAUGGCAACAUACUUAAAUAAAUUGUUUAGAUGUUGAGUUUGCUGUUGAACUUUAUUUGCCAAUCGAUCUCAAACAUUCUGAAGAAUCUUUUUUUAAACUUUUCCAGCUGCACCUGGUUAGGGUCAAGGGGUGCUGGAGCCUAUCCCAGCUGACUUGCAAGGAAAUAAAGUUGUGCCAAAAAUAUGACCGUGAUAGCUAAUUGACUAAUUUGAUUGAAGAACUGCUGAACUAAAUGACAAGGAACCCCAAGUUUUAGCCCAGUACAAUGUUUUAAAAAGCAGUAAUAGCAUGUACUAGACUGUAUUACCAGCAGAUGUCACUGUUGGGCAAAAUUAUACAUAUUAAUUUCUUCCUCCAUUUGCUUCUGAGUACUUCGUUAGGCCUAUAUGUCACUUGGUCCCACAAAGUUGUUCUUAAGAACGUUAACGUUCAUAUAUGCUCGCUGCCUAUUGAGAUUUGUAUUCUUCAACACAUAAUAGCACAGUGGCUAAAUAGCAGUGUAAACCAGUGGUUCUCAACUGUUGCCACCCUGUGACCCACAAUUUCCUAAUCUCGCGACCCACCUUAACAGAAGUGAAGAACAAUAAAGAGCAUGUG